This is a messenger RNA of Suricata suricatta (meerkat), 2898 nucleotides long. It is a transcript of the gene CLDN18, whose product is annotated as claudin 18. Gene Ontology annotation, cellular component: bicellular tight junction; plasma membrane. Gene Ontology annotation, molecular function: structural molecule activity. Bases 115 to 900 code for a protein of 261 amino acids. Gene Ontology annotation, biological process: bicellular tight junction assembly; cell adhesion. The transcript has 5 exons. Lineage: Eukaryota; Metazoa; Chordata; Mammalia; Carnivora; Herpestidae. The record is from RefSeq and is a predicted model, not a curated record.
GCAGCUCGGCUGGGCUCUCGGCUCGGGAGCGCAGCCCGCCCACCCACACCCUGCACAGGAGGAAGGCGCAGCUAGACCUCGGGCAGCAGGUGGAAGGCACAUGGGGCCAAGGCCAUGUCCACCACCACAUGCCAAGUAGUGGGCUUCCUCCUAGCCCUCCUGGGCCUGGCGGGCUGCAUCGCCGCCACGGGGAUGGACAUGUGGAGCACCCAGGACCUCUACGACAACCCUGUCACCUCCGUGUUCCAGUACGAGGGGCUCUGGCGGAGCUGCGUGAGGCAGAGCUCAGGGUUCACCGAGUGCAGGCCCUACUUCACCAUCCUGGGCCUUCCAGCAAUGCUGCAGGCAGUGAGAGCCCUGAUGAUCGUAGGCAUUGUCCUGGGUGCCAUCGCCCUCCUUGUGUCCAUCUUCGCCCUGAAGUGCAUCCGCAUAGGCAGCAUGGAGGACUCUGCCAAAGCCAACAUGACACUGACCUCUGGGGUCAUGUUCAUCAUCUCAGGUCUCUGUGCAAUCGCUGGAGUAUCUGUGUUUGCCAACAUGCUGGUUACUAACUUCUGGAUGUCUACAGCUAACAUGUACACGGGCCUGGGUGGGAUGGUGCAGACUGUUCAGACCAGGUACACCUUCGGUUCGGCCCUGUUCGUGGGCUGGGUCGCCGGAGGCCUCACACUAAUUGGGGGUGUGAUGAUGUGCAUCGCCUGCCGGGGCCUUGUGCCUGAGGAAACCACCUACAAAGCCGUGUCUUAUCAUGCCUCGGGCCACAAUGUCGGCUACAAGCCCGGGGGCUUCAAGGCCAGCACUGGCUUUGGGCCCAACAGCAAAACCAAGAAGAUGUACGAUGGGGGUGCCCGCACGGAGGACGAGGUACAAUCUCAUCCUUCCAAGUACGACUAUGUGUAAUUCCAAGACCCCCCGGCCCGGGCGAAAGAGCCCCCCAGGUAGAGUGCACUUGAAACACAAGGAGAUUUUACCUUGGCUCCUGAUUGCUUUUGACUCACAGUUGGAAGUUAGAAAAACCUUGAUUUCACCCGUGAAGAGGCCAGAUGGUCUGGGCCACAUAUCCCUGUCUCUAAUGCUCCAUAACAAAACCAGCAAAGUUAUCAGAUAUGAAUAAGAGGCUAUAGUUCACAGUUUUCAAUCCUCUAUUUCUUUUAUUUUUUUAAUUUAACCUUCCUAAUCUGAUGACAGAAUGUGGUUUGAAUUCCUAUCAGACAGCAGCCCAUCAAUGAUCUAUCUCCCAACUCACCCCCAGAACAAUUCGGAAAGGAAAAAAGGAGAGUAGAUCAAAAGACAUCAUUUUCUGCUUUUUGAUUUUAACCUCCCCCGCCAACCUGGCCACUAAUAAACACUGAUUGAAGAAGAGGUGAUGGGAAAAGAUAUUUUUCAUGUCUCCAGCUCAUUAUCUGAGUUUUCUUACACUGUGACCUUGAACAUUACCUGGACCCAAAGUGAUUUCAGUUUGAAGAAUGCUUUCUGCUUUUGUUGGCAUCAGCUAACUCCGGCAAGACGCCUGGCCCCCCGGGGUCUCCUGGGCCCUCCACUGCAGGGCCUCUUUCUGUCACAGGCCAGAAAGUGUCCCUAGAAGAAAAAGGAAAGGAUGGAUACUUGUGGGUAAUCUGAGUAUAUUUGGCAUUCUAAAUAUAGUUAGAAUAAAUAAUGUAUUAGUGAAAUGAUAUACUGUCUCUGUGAAUUAGCCUCACCCCUACACAUGAAUAGAAGAAAAAGAAAAAAUAAUUGCUUUGAUAUUGUCAAUAUGAACUUUGUAAAAUCACACUUAAGUUUGAAUUCCAUGAAAUGUUCACUCAUCUUAAUUGUUUCCCUUGGAGCUCUCCGGGGCUGAGACUAUACAAGAUAGAUACAGUGUAACCCUGUAAAAACCAAAGGGUGAAACCUAGGGAGUGAGUUGAAACCAGUUCUUUUGAAAAACAACAAGAAAACAGUGAUGACCCUGAAAGUAAUAUUAUGUUUCCAAGUGACACACGUCCAUACUUGCAUGGCCAGAGGUCACUGUCCCUUAACAGUAGCACUUACUUGGCCCUGUGGUUACCGUUGUUACACUGAGAGCUCUUUCCUUCACUAAAUUCACCUACAAUCGUUGCUCCACUGGAUGUUCGAGAACUGAAAGCUCUUUGCAGCCUCACACCUUUCCUGUGUUCACAUCGCUGCUGCAGAAAGCCUACUCUCCUUCUAGGCUACCAGAAUCCUAUCCCAACACCAGAACCAGGAUAGACCCCCCGGGAACUAACGUCAGGGCAGUCUCUCAAAUUACCUAAUCAGGGAGCAGCAGACAGUGGGGGAAUCUCACCACUGGGUUAUUUGGGGAAAGAAGUAUUCACAUCAAUAAUGCAUAUAAAAGUGGCCUCUAAGGAGAUGGGAGAAUAUUCAUGGGGGUCUUCAGGCUGGACAGAUUAUGUCUGGGGAAAUCCAGAUCACAGCCCAUUCAACAGAAAGGAAUUUUGUUCACCUGCAGCCAAAACACACUCCGAGACCCUGCUCUAUCUCAAAGUAUUCAUGGAACUCAUUGUCUGAGAUGGGAUAAAGGGUAAAUAGAUAAAUCAAUUCAAGGGGCGGGGGGGAAGCAGGGAUGGGAGAAGACCAAACUGAAGACCAUAGGGCAUGGAGAUUAUAAAGGGUUCUCGAGAUUUGACUUGAAAGCCAUGAGCACAACGGGCUCUCCUUCCUACCACCAGAAAGCCCCUGGUCAGGUGAGGCCCUGAGGUGCGGCUCAGCUGGGUUUUUAAUUAGCACAUUCUCUAUCCAACACGUUGUUUGAAAGCCUUGGUGGAGUUAGGUUGCGCCUUGUAAUUGUUAUUGUUGUUGCUCCGUCCUAUUGUAUAUGCAUUGACUAUUAACCUGCAUGUUUUGUUAAGUAAAUAUUAAAAAUACUAUUAUCUCACA